GGGUUUUAAGCCGCGAACUCACUCAAUCACUUACUUUGAUUCAAAUAUAGCAAUCGAUCAUUAAAAAAAAAGCUCUGUUUCUACGAGAGAACGAGAGAGAAAAAUGACGUCGCAGAAAAGAUUCAUCUUCGAGGUGGAGGCGGCUAAGGAAGCCACCGAUGGCAAUCCCUCGGUUGGUCCUGUGUAUCGUAGUACUUUUGCCAAGGACGGUUUCCCAAAUCCGAUUGAUGGAAUCCAAAGCUGUUGGGAUAUUUUCCGAACGGCUGUUGAGAAAUAUCCAAACAAUCGAAUGCUUGGUAGCCGUGAGAUUGUUAACGGGAAGCAGGAAUACGUGUGGAAAACAUACAAAGAAGUAUAUGACAUUGUCAUAAAACUUGGAAAUUCUCUACGUAGUUGUGGGAUUCAGGAGGGAGAAAAAUGUGGUAUCUAUGGUACAAACUGUUGUGAGUGGAUCAUUAGCAUGGAGGCAUGUAAUGCACAUGGCCUAUAUUGUGUCCCUUUAUACGAUACAUUAGGCGCUGGUGCAGUGGAAUUCAUCAUUUCUCAUGCAGAGGUUUCAAUUGCUUUUGUGGAGGAGAAGAAGAUCCCUGAGCUUUUUAAGACUUGUCCAAACUCAACAAAAUAUGAAAGAGUGAGUAAUACUAAUUGAACCAUUCACUCUCUUUUUUAUAUUCUUUGAUCCUAAUGAUCAAUUAUGCUUAAUCACAAAUGAAGCUGUUGUGAGCUUUGGCGGUGUCAAACCGGAACAAAAGAAGAAGCUGAAAAAUUGGGAUUGGUUAUACAUUCUUGGGAUGAGUUUUUGAAGCUGGUAAGAAGACUUUCAUUUGCUUUUUUCCCCGAAUUACUAAGAAUGAUCAUUCACUAUAAUAUGGUAUAAUAUAUUUCUGUU
Messenger RNA from Arabidopsis arenosa, 889 nucleotides. Lineage: Eukaryota; Viridiplantae; Streptophyta; Magnoliopsida; Brassicales; Brassicaceae. The record is from the annotation of a GenBank genome assembly.